UAUGAUGCAGGUCCCUUACUGCAUUCGUGACACAUGUUCCCUUCUCCUCUCUACAUACUUUUCUUCGAUUCACUUGCAACCGUUCAGCGUUUGAUUCCAGCGCAACUCGCUGUGGCUGCAAGGGGAAAGAAUCCACUACUGUUCCAAUGUCUUUUGACUACAUACGUCAGGUGGUGUCGGGGAACAAGGCGAGGUAUGUGGAUCGUGGGUCCGGUGUCGACCUCGAUUUGGUAUAUGUGACGGAUAGGAUCAUCAUUAUGGGAUAUCCGGCUAUAGGAAUGGCUGGACUGUAUAGGAACCGAAGACGGGACGUGUUAAAGUUUAUCAAUCAGCGGCAUGGCGAGAAGUGGUGGAUCUGGAAUCUCUGCCCCCUCUACGAAAAUGCCUACUCGCCCGAGAGCAUGCACAAUCGAGUAUCGCGAUAUCCUUUUCCAGAUCAUCAUCCUCCACCCUUGCCUCUACUCCCUCUGGCGGUCAAGGAAAUGACAGCUUGGCUUCAAGGAGAUGAAGAAAGGAUAGCUAUCAUACAUUGUAAAGCAGGCAAGGGUCGAUCGGGUACCCUCCUCUGCUCUUACCUCCUCUCACUAGACACCCUUCCCCCUCCGCCCCAAUUACCCACCUCAUAUUCCACUCACGACCCCAGUCGUCAUUCACUUGUCGAUCGCACAGAGCCAGGUUGGAUCCUAUUCGGUGGAGGUUCCUCAGUCGCCAAAGCGCCUGUCGAUCAAGAAUCAGAUAAGGAAGAGCUGCGUCAUGAUAACGACGAUCGAGAGGCCCACACAGAGGAUCCUCACACACCUGCGAGAUCGGAGAGACUACGAGUGACCUCCAGGGCAGGAUCGACAGCUUCAUCCUUGACGACUAUCUCCAGGCCAUCGCCCCCUCCCUCCGUCCAAAUAUCAUAUCUUUCAGAGGAACCGUAUGCUCCCAUGGACAUCGAUGACGAGGGAGAUUUGAGACGACCAGGGCAGAGGGACAGGAGAGAUGGGAAAGUUGACGACGUGUUCAGAAUGCAUAGUAGUAGGAGGAUGAAGCCUACUUCUUCGGGAAGAGGUGUUUCAAUCCCGAGUCAACGCAGAUGGUGCCGAUACGUCAACCUUCUAUUCACCAACAAAGCUCCUCCAUCCUACCUCUCCCCCGUUCGCACCCGUGUCCGUCUCAUCUCCAUCACCAUGCUCCUUAACCCACCUACUACUUGGCAAAAACCGUUGGCGUCGCUCGUCGUCGGACGCUCAGGUGGACAAGGGAACGCAUGGGCAUCUGUGGCGAGGUACGACGAUGAUUACGUAGCAGAACUGAAGCGUCGGGGUGGGAGUGGCGAGGGCAUUGGAGGGGAGAUCACCUGGGGAGGGGUAGGAGGAACCGGAGAGUGGGACACGAAGAAGAUGUUUAGGAGUUGUGGAAAGAUGGUUUCUGCGCCUACGUCUCAGGACUCGGACGACGACGAAUGUAUAAAACACGAACUUGUACCUAAGUCUGAACCACUGGUUCUCGAACGUGGUAGAGAAGUGCGACUCAAAUUUCAUUUAGCUUCAUUACCUCUAGGAUGGACCUGGUUCAUUCCCGCCUUUCACCUCCCUGAACCUGUGCCCUCCACCAAAACACCAAUCCAACAAAAAGUCCACACAUUACAUUUCGACAGAUCGCAAAUUGAUUUCGCCAUCGGACCAGGAGCUUCUUUGAGAAGUGUGGAGGUGAAAUUAGAGGAGGUACCAGUGGAUGACAUGUCAGAGCCUGCGAGGUUGUUGAAUGAUGAGGAAGAGCGCGCUGAAGGGGUGGAUGAGAGAGUGGAACAUGUCAGAGAAGACGGGGAAUGAUGACAUAUCUGCUGCGCCUGCCGGUUGCCCCUUGGCCUAGAUCUUUCUUUCAGCUAGUAUUGUUUGUGCUGCUAUGUCAUCAACCCGUGACUCGGCUGCCUACCUACAUAUUUAUAGUUGACUAGGUGUUCUAGAGUAUGUCGAAUGGACCCAGUUGAAUGCCAUCUGUUCUCGCGUGU
Molecule: messenger RNA, 1996 nt
Organism: Tremella mesenterica DSM 1558
Lineage: Eukaryota; Fungi; Basidiomycota; Tremellomycetes; Tremellales; Tremellaceae
Exons: 7
Coding region: 147-1817 (556 amino acids)
Biological process (GO): regulation of phosphatidylinositol 3-kinase/protein kinase B signal transduction; protein dephosphorylation; phosphatidylinositol 3-kinase/protein kinase B signal transduction
Cellular component (GO): plasma membrane; cytosol; cell projection
Molecular function (GO): protein tyrosine phosphatase activity; phosphatidylinositol-3,4,5-trisphosphate 3-phosphatase activity
Source: RefSeq, a predicted model, not a curated record